Bursaphelenchus okinawaensis is the source of this 2126-nucleotide messenger RNA. The record is from the annotation of a GenBank genome assembly. NCBI's taxonomy places the organism in Eukaryota, Metazoa, Nematoda, Chromadorea, Rhabditida, Aphelenchoididae.
AUGACCCAGUUUCUUCCCGACAAUUUGUUAGCGCUGUUUGCUGCACGGCCUCCACUGGAGUACAAACCUCCUCCAGACCCGCUGGUCGUCGAUAGACAUCGUCCACAAAUUCUGGUAUGUUUUUUUUUACUUUAUAUAUUAUUUUUUAUGUUAUGUUUGUAGUAGACAUUGAUAACAUUUAAAUUUAGGGUCUCUCUCAAUAUGUUAGCUUAUUCGAAGAUCCUGAAGACACACCAGCUAAACCUGUGGUUCAAACAAAGGCCGAGAAAAGGGAAGAACGACGGAAAGAGAAGCAGGAACUGUUGGCUUAUAAAAUUGAACAAGGAAUAGCUAUGUGUAAGUUAAUUUUGAAUUUUUCUUGGUUUUUAGGUAAUAUUGAAAAAGACGUUUAUUGCUAAUAGUUAAGAAAGGGUUUGAGCAUAUUUAAUCUUUUUUUUCACUUUGAAUUUUUUUUUACAACUUUUCAACUGAGAAUAUAUUAUAGUAACAUUCUUUUCAGGGGCACCUGCAGAGAACUCAGAAGCGACAGAAGAUCCCUACAAGACAUUGUUUGUAGCGAGAAUAUCAUACGAGACAUCUGAAUCGAAAUUAAAGCGAGAGUUUGAGAGGUUUGGGCCUAUAAAAAAAAUUGUUUUGGUUCAUGAUAAGGAUGGUAAACCACGUGGUUAUGCGUUUAUUGAAUAUGAACACAAAACCGAUAUGUCUGGUAAGUAAUUUUGUUUUUAUUGGUGUUUAGGAGAUGGAGGUAGAGAUUAUGAAGAUGGGAAUUGAAAUUUAACUAUCUUAUAGGUUCUUAGGGUGUUAUAGUAGUUUAGGUAAUGGUUGAGCUAUAAGAUUUUGGUUUAGCGAUAGAAAUUGAAGCUUAGACAACUUGAAGUUAAUGUUUAUACGAUGAGUAAGAUCUGUUUACUAAGUUAAAUGUAAAUUAGUGUAUAGAAAUAAGGUGGUUUAAGUGCUGCAACAAAAAGCAUAUUGUAGUAGGCAACAAAGUUAAUUUUUGUAGUUUUUUUAAUUUUUUAUAAAACUUUUACUAUAAGAUACUUGAAGAAGAUGAACUAGGAAUAGACUUACUCUUUUGCACAAGUACAUCCGGUUAUUUUUAGCCGAGAAAUUGGCUUGAUUCAGUCCGCACAUUAUCUGGCAUAGGUUUGUUUUGACAAGGUAAAAUAAUAUAAACGUUUUUAGGAUAGGUAAGAUAACUUUUUCGAUCUAAAAGUGCAUGUUUAAGACAAAAUUUGAUAGUGUAAGAAGGAGCGAUACUUUUGUGAGGGUAAGUUUCCAACCAAUCAGGUAAGGAAGCAAACCAAAUUGGUGGAAAACAGGUAAUUUUUGGAAAUAUUGUUGAGUUCAAGAUAUUUUACAGCUCUUUAUGAAUCAAAAACGGCAAGGUAAAGGUAGUAAAUUUAAAGAAGUUGCUGUAAAAGGCUUUAUGAAGCUUCUAAAGGUUAACUUUUUUGAUAAAACAACAUGAUUUUGCUCUAAAAUGGUGCGUUUUUUAAAGGUUUAUAUUAUAAAAUCGUUCUGAAAAUUUGUUUUGAAGUCUUAAAAGAUGCAAACUGACGGUAAAAAGUUCAAGAACGCUGUAAUCUCGUAAGUGAGACAAAGCCUAAAGGUAAAGGUCAAGUGUAACAUCAGCAAUAAAGACCCGGAGCAAUUGUCCCCACUUUUCAGCUGCUUACAAAAAAGCCGACGGUAUGAAAAUCGACGGCCGACGAAUCAUUGUCGAUUACGAGCGCGGCCGAACCCAAAAGACCUGGUUGCCGCGACGAUUGGGUGGAGGUAAAGGUGAUUCGAGAAAGACCAGGGAGAAGCGGGCAGGUAGUAUUGAUGAAAGAGUUCGCUACGACGAAAGUCGACACUCCAGGGAUCGGGAUCACGGUCGAUCCGGGUCGAGACAUCGUUCCAGAUCGAGAGAUCGUGAAAGAGACAGACACAGCGAUCGGAAUGGCAGGGAUCGGCAUGGACGAGAUGACAGAAGGGACAGGUCGGUUUAUAUUUUAUUAUAGUGGGAUUUGGUUAUAAAAUAGUUUAUAUCAAGGUAUAUUUAUGAAUUAUAUUGUAGUAGGUUUUAUAUAAAAAUUAUUUUAACUGUAUUAUUGAUUAUCUUCAGAGAUCGUCGCUACUAA